UACGGGCUAACGAUAAAGACUAAUAAAAUAGGCUCACUUUAUCGCGGUAUGUGUGCGUCAUGGGGUUAUUACCCGCAUGCGGGCUAACAACCAAUGAAAUUCAUCGAUCGGUGUAAAGAAGGCGUCGUGCGGGUGCGGGGACUCAGUUGACGAGUUUUAUUUGACCCGAACUGACGCUGCGCGGGAACAUAAUGGCUGAUCGUUUUACUGAAGUACAAAUGCUGAAAUUGGUAAAAAUAUAUCGAGAUUAUCCAUGUUUAUGGAAUGUUACAAGCGAAUUCUAUAAAAACCGGAAUGCGAGGGAAAGUGCAUACAAAGAAAUUUGGGAAAAAUUAAAUAUCCCUGGCCUCACGAUUAAGGAUAUACCGAAAAAAAUUAAAAAUAUGAGGUCAUCUUACUAUCAAGAAUUAAAAAAAAUCGUAAAAAGCAGAUCAGACGUUGGCCAGGAUUCUAUCUAUCAGCCAAAGGUUUCGUGGUUUACUACAGCUGAUGGAUUUUUAAGGAUGGUCAGGAAUAAUCAAGAAACAUUCUUGAAUAUUGAUGAAAAUUCAGCUUCAGAUAACUCCGAAACACAGAAUAACGAGUACAUUUUAAAUGAAGAAAAUUCAUACGGUGCUGCAGAUGAUAUAAAUAAUUCAGAUGAUAAUAAUGACACAAAUAACGACGAAGGUCACCAAUACGAAGGAUUAUCUGGAUUUACUACACCAUCAGUGAAACCAUUAAAAAAGACGAAAAAGAAAAAAGAUGAACAGAUAUUUAUAGCUAUUGAAAGAUUAGAAAAAAUUGCCAAAGCUGUGACAAAUACAACGAAUUCUCUAGUAAAUCACAAAGAAGAUGAAUUUGAUAUUUUUGGAAAAUACAUAGCAAUGACUUUACGUUCUUUGCCAGGUGAACUAGGUGUUAUUGCAAAAACAGAUAUUCAAAAGGCAUUAUCAGAUAUUCAAAUUAAAGCUUUCAGACAAAAAACCCAAACAGUGCCGGUAUUGUACGAGGCUUCGAUGUCUUAUGAUCCUCAUACGGAGAGUCCCCGAAAACGUAUAAAGCUUGAAGUGACAGCUGAAGACUCUUAGUUUAAACCUCUUCGGAUUAUUUAAGCUUUACUUACUCUUGAGUCUAGAUAUAGAACGUAAUUUUCAUUAUCUCAAUAAUCAAUC
Molecule: messenger RNA, 1154 nt
Organism: Papilio machaon (common yellow swallowtail)
Lineage: Eukaryota; Metazoa; Arthropoda; Insecta; Lepidoptera; Papilionidae
Exons: 2
Coding region: 192-1070 (292 amino acids)
Source: RefSeq, a predicted model, not a curated record